This is a messenger RNA of Theobroma umbraticum, 1359 nucleotides long. RefSeq names its product protein trichome birefringence-like 39. NCBI's taxonomy places the organism in Eukaryota, Viridiplantae, Streptophyta, Magnoliopsida, Malvales, Malvaceae. Gene Ontology annotation, molecular function: O-acetyltransferase activity. Gene Ontology annotation, cellular component: Golgi apparatus. The record is from RefSeq and is a predicted model, not a curated record.
UUUUCCUUCACUCCUCGUCCUUUUCUCUAACAGUCUGAGGAAAGUAACGAAACCCAAGAUAUGGAUUUCCUCUUCAAAGCCCUGCUCUUCUUCCUGUUUUUGUUUUUGUUUUUACACCGCUCACCAACAAAAGCUGAGGAUUUCAAUGCCAGUGCCGCCAGAAGUUUAUUAGCUUCUAACUGCAACUGGUUCAGAGGGAAAUGGGUAUAUGACCCUUCAUAUCCUCUCUACGACGCCUCCAAAUGUCCAUUCAUCGAUGGAGAAUUCGACUGCAAAAAAUAUGGCCGACCUGAUAACAUGUAUCUCAAGUAUAGAUGGCAACCAUUCUCCUGUAGCAUUCCCAGGUUUAAUGGGCUGUAUUUCUUGGAGAAAUGGAGAGGAAAGAAGAUCAUGUUCGUGGGUGACUCACUCAGCUUGAACCAAUUCCAGUCGUUAACGUGUAUGAUUCAAGCCUGGGUUCCAAAUUCCAAGAUUUCAUACAUCAAAAGAGAUGGCCUUACUUCAGUUACCUUUCAGGAUUAUGCAGUAAAGAUAUUGCUAUAUAGGACCCCGUACCUAGUUGACGUAGUGAAUGAGGAGGUUGGAAGAGUCCUGAAGCUGGACUCAAUCAAGAGUGGUGAUGCAUGGAUAGGCAUGGACAUGCUGAUCUUUAACACGUGGCAUUGGUGGACUCACACAGGGAGAACCCAACCAUUUGAUUACAUACAGGACGGUGGUAAAACGUUCAAAGACAUGAACCGUAUAAUUGCAUUUUACAAAGGACUGACAACUUGGGCCAGAUGGGUCAACCGCAACGUUGAUCCUUACAAAACCAAGGUCUUUUUCCAGGGGAUUUCUCCGACGCAUUAUGAAGGAAAGGAUUGGAACGAGCCGACACAAUCAUGUUCAGGACAGAAGCAACCAUUCUUUGGCAUUAGAUACCCAGCAGGCACACCCAUGGCUUGGGUUGUUUUGAAGAAGGUCCUCAGUAGGAUUAAGAAACCAGUGUAUUUGCUCGACGUUACAGCACUCUCACAGUAUCGGAAAGACGCACACCCAUCAGCAUACAGCGGCAUACACAGUGGCACAGACUGUAGCCACUGGUGUCUUCCGGGUUUGCCAGAUACCUGGAACCAGCUUUUAUAUGCAGCGCUUUUUAGUUGAACCAUUGGAAGCUUAGGACAAAAGCGAUAGGUAGCUAGAAUUCGUAUGAAAACCAUCUUGUUUUCUACCCUAAGGAAUUUUCUUGUCGUCGAUUAUUGUGCAAGUGGGCAAUAAGAGAAAUCAUCAGAGUUCAAUUGUAAAUUUCAAUUGUUUCAGCACAAGUUCAAGAAAUUUUCCUUGCUAAUUCAAAAAUCUUAUUAGCUUCUACCUUUGUAA